AUGUCUAUGUUUGAAACACCAUUUUCAACAGCUUUCGAAACUAAUCACAAAACACCAUUCAUAUCUAUGUUUGAAACACCAUAUAAUACAGCAUUUCAAACAGCAUUCGAAACAGCAUUUGAAACACCAUUCAUUACAGCCAAAGAAACAGAAGAAAUCCAAGAUAUUCCUAUUCCUAUCCCAGAACCUGAAAAAAGUUCAAGUUCUGUAUCUAGCUCUGAUUACAAUGAAUCUUCAUCGUCAUCAUUAUCACAAGAUUUAUCCUCAUCACAAUCAUCAUCAUCAUCUAAUAUCAAAUCAUCAGGUAAUUUAGGGCAAGAUGAUGCAGAUGCAAUCAACAAAGAAAAGAUCAAGAAGAAAAAGACGAUUGUUUAUUCAAUCAUCGGUGCAAUUCUCGCAUUAAUUAUCAUCAUCACUAUCAUCGUCUUAUCGAUAUACUUCUACAGUCGAAAAUCCGACGAAAAGGAAAGUACAGUCGAAGAAGAAAUGAUUGAAGAAACAGUCAUAUCAUCUACAGGUGAAACAGCCGGUGUCACAAUCGACAAUCCUCUAUGGACGACUACUGUUGUUGAUGAUUCUGAGGACAUAUUCAGACAUGACUUCGAAGAACAAAGUAUGACAAUUAACAUAUUUGAAGCUUAA
Trichomonas vaginalis G3 is the source of this 642-nucleotide messenger RNA. RefSeq names its product bifunctional inhibitor/lipid-transfer protein/seed storage 2s albumin superfamily protein family. The transcript has a single exon. Lineage: Eukaryota; Parabasalia; Trichomonadida; Trichomonadidae. The record is from RefSeq and is a predicted model, not a curated record. Bases 1 to 642 code for a protein of 213 amino acids.